Messenger RNA from Rhinichthys klamathensis goyatoka, 1851 nucleotides. It is a transcript of the gene ywhaz, whose product is annotated as tyrosine 3-monooxygenase/tryptophan 5-monooxygenase activation protein, zeta polypeptide. The transcript is spliced from 6 exons. The record is from RefSeq and is a predicted model, not a curated record. Lineage: Eukaryota; Metazoa; Chordata; Actinopteri; Cypriniformes; Leuciscidae. The coding region runs from base 151 to 885 and encodes 244 amino acids. Gene Ontology annotation, biological process: signal transduction. Gene Ontology annotation, cellular component: cytoplasm.
CCUGCCCAGUCCCUGCUCCAGCAGAGCGUGAGUGGGACGGAAACCCCGUGGAUCGCACGGGAACGCUGUGCUGCGCGCCACAGUCAGUCAGUGAGUGGCAGCUGAACUGUACAGCCGGAGACAGACUCUCAUUCACAGAACCAAGCAGCCAUGGACAAGAGCCAACAAGUGCAGAGAGCCAAACUGGCGGAGCAGGCCGAACGCUACGAUGACAUGGCUGAGUCCAUGAAGCAAGUAACCGAACUUGGAGAGGAACUGACCGACGAGGAGAGAAACCUGCUCUCUGUGGCCUACAAGAAUGUUGUGGGCGCUCGCCGGUCCGCCUGGAGGGUAGUGUCCAGCAUCGAGCAGAAAACUGAGGGCAGUGACAAACAGCAGAUGGCUAAAGAGUACCGUGAGAAGAUUGAGACAGAGCUGAAGGCCAUCUGCAAAGAUGUUCUGCAUCUCCUGGACAAGUUUCUGAUCCGCAACACUUCUCCAGCAGAGAGUCAGGUGUUCUACCUGAAGAUGAAGGGAGACUAUUACCGCUACCUGGCAGAGGUCGCCACAGGAGACGAGAAAGCCAAUAUCAUCCAGAAGUCUCAGGAAGGCUACCAGGCCGCCUUUGACAUCAGCAAAGACAACAUGCAGCCCACUCAUCCCAUCCGCCUGGGCCUGGCUCUCAAUUUUUCAGUCUUUUAUUAUGAGAUCCUGAACUCUCCAGAGCAGGCCUGUGAACUGGCCAAGAAGGCUUUCGAUGAUGCCAUUGCUGAGCUGGACCAGUUAACUGAAGAUUCGUAUAAAGACAGCACACUCAUCAUGCAGCUACUUAGAGACAAUCUGACACUGUGGACCUCUGAUAAUCAGGCCGACGGUGAGGACACAGAGGAGGGCCGGGAAAACUAAAGCCAACUCUACAAAGAACCUUUUCAGUCAGCACAGCGAGAGACAACACUGACGCUUUUACAGUUCCAGCUUCAUACUCACCAGCCCGUCAUUUGUGUGUGUGUGUGUGUGUGUGUGUUUGGAUUUGAGAGUGUGAAGGAAAGACUGUGUUUGUGUACGUGUGUUUGUUUGGGGGGGGAGGAGGGGAGGAGGGGGACAAACAGAAGUUGUUUGUCUUUAAAAUGUGUUAAUUGUGGAUUGGAGAAUGCAAUAUAGUUUGUUGGCUUGAUGUGUGUUCAUGUAAAAAUGCUCACUGGGAUGCUUCUGCAUCACUGAUGCGAGUCACCAUGAAGCCAACAUCAACUUAGUUGUAGGUGCAUAUGUGAGAGAAAGAGUGAGUAUGAAACCGUUUGUGAGUUUGCUAGGGGAGCAAUUAGUGAUGGGUUUCUUGUUGCUUAGACUGAAUUCUUCAUUUUCAUAAAGAAUCGUGGGAAAUAAACCAAAAGUCAGUAUGAACGAAUACUUGUCAGAUUGGGCUUGUGCAAGACAUUCUACUUCUGUUGUCAAGUGUUUGAUUUCUCAUUGGUGAAUAACGCAUCCAAUCUCUCUGUUAACCAGACCUAAGAUCAAAAAGACUCGACACAUGGCUUAUACUGUAACUUUGAUAUAAAAGUCUUGUUACCGGAGUAACGCUUUUCAUGUGCUUAUCUGAUUAAUACUGUUUUCUAUUAGGAUUUUCGGUUUUGUUUUAUUUGUACUACUACUUACUAAAUCUGUUUUUAGUUUGUUUUGUUUACUCUUUUGAUACUUGCCUAAAAUGCAUGUGGCUUUAGUUAAUCAGGGUGACUGGAGUUGGCUGAUUGGGCUGCCUAGAAACUGUCUUUGAAUUUUCAUACAGAACACUCAGCAUUAUUGUUAUUUGUUAUGGAGGGUGGGCGGAUGGAUCUGGAUUUCAUGUUAGUGGAAUUAAAACAGAUAAAACACAAA